Vicia villosa (hairy vetch) is the source of this 904-nucleotide messenger RNA. RefSeq lists its product as uncharacterized. The transcript has 2 exons. The record is from RefSeq and is a predicted model, not a curated record. NCBI's taxonomy places the organism in Eukaryota, Viridiplantae, Streptophyta, Magnoliopsida, Fabales, Fabaceae. The coding region runs from base 158 to 844 and encodes 228 amino acids.
GGCAGCUACUCUGGCAUAUCUCUACCAGAAGCUGAAUGAGGCCUCCAACUGGAGGACGAGGCAGCUGGUCGGAUCCUGCACUCUGCUUACGAGCUGGAUCAUCUCCUACUUCUCCCGCAUCCACGGCUUCCACAUCGAUCCUGCGUACGUUGACGCCAUGCCCAGGGCCGCCAGAUACGCCCUCCAGAGGGGGAACGAUGCGGUGGGACCAUACCGCCUGUACCUGGACCGCACGAUGCACGACGACGUCACCUGGAGGCCGUUCGCCGACUAUGCUCAGGUUGUCCCCUUCGACGGGGUUGCUCUAUAUUCAGGCUGGUUGGCAUGCGGGACCGGCAUCAUGGUCCGGUAUCUCCCGGAGCGGUGCAUGCGGCAGUUUGGGUUCGUGCAGAUCAUACCCAGGUCACCCUUCGAGGCUGCUCCUGACACAGUGACCAGAGUGCAGCUCACUGCCAUAUGGGAGGAGUGGCAGCAUCAUGUGGUACCGGAGGAGUACCGUCGCAUGCGGGUCACCCAGGACUGGCACAGUGUGGAGGGGUACGUCACAUGGUUCUACCGGGUGUCCCAUCCUCUCUUGAGACCCGACGUUCCCGGCGCUCCUAGGCCAGCACACGAGGAGAUCCUGGAGAACCGGCAGGCGGAGGAUGACCACGCCAUUGAUCUCCUUCCGAUCUGCCAGCGGAUACAGAUGCUUGGGCGGGACGCGUUGGAUCGAGGUGUCAUUCAUCAGGGCGGACCAGAGGCAGUCGCCGUGAUGGAGAUCAUCGUCACUGAUGCGGGCCGUGCGGCGGGGUACAGGCGGCAGAGGAGGGCCCAGGGUGAGCGGGUUAGGCACACCCAGUAGUGGUGGGGUUUAUUCAUUUUUUGAUUUUGGAUUGUAUAUUUAGCACACUAUUUUUAUUUA